GCCCAGUUGCUUCCCGCCGAGCUCCACCAAUUUCGACCCCCUUUCAACGUCGCGACUCUGCCCUCGUGCUUCCCCUACCUGCCAUCCUGCUGUGCUUUUGACAAGUCGGCUGCUUCCUUUCCUUAAUCCCGCGCAGCCGAGCGCACCAGAGUCAUCAUGGCGCCGGCCUUGCCGAUCAAGUUCCAGGAGCUGCUGCAGCUCGGCAGCCUGGGUGUCAACCAAACCGCCAUCACAUUCAACACCUGCACGCUAGAAUCAGAUUCCUUCGUCUGCCUUCGAGACAAAAAGGACGAGGCGUCGUCUCCCGAAGUCCUCAUCGUCGACCUCAAGAAUGCCAACAAUGUCAUCCGCCGGCCCAUUAAGGCCGACAGUGCAAUAAUGCACUGGUCGCGCCAGGUCAUUGCGCUGAAAGCUCAGUCACGGACACUGCAGAUCUUUGAUCUGGAGCAGAAGCAAAAGCUCAAGUCCACCACCAUGAGCGAGGAUGUCUCGUUCUGGAAGUGGACUAGCGAGAGAACGCUUGGCUUGGUCACAGAGAGCGCCAUCUAUCACUGGGAUGUCUUUGACCCCACCCAAGUCGCGCCCGUCAAGAUCUUUGAGCGUAACAUCAACCUCCAGAACAACCAGAUUAUCAACUACCGAACAAGCGCCGACGGCAAGUGGAUGGUUGUGGUUGGCAUCUCACAGCAGCAGGGACGCGUUGUUGGUGCCAUGCAGUUGUAUUCGAAGGAUCGCGGUAUCAGCCAGGCGAUCGAAGGCCACGCCGCCGCGUUUGGCACGAUCCGGUUAGAAGGCGCGCCUGAAGACACCAAGCUCUUUUCCUUCGCCGUCCGGACAGCCGUGGGCGCUAAGCUGCACAUCGUCGAGGUCGACCACCCGGAGACGAAUCCCGUGUUCCCCAAGAAGGCAGUCGACGUCUUCUUCCCGCCGGAAGCCGCCAACGAUUUCCCCGUUGCCCUGCAGAUCUCGCAGAAGUACGGCAUCAUCUACCUGAUCACCAAGUACGGAUUCAUCCAUCUCUACGAUCUCGAGACGGCAACAUGCAUCUUCAUGAACCGCAUCUCGGGCGAGACCAUCUUCACGGCCUGUGGCGACAAGGAAUCAACCGGCAUCCUCGGUAUCAAUCGGAAGGGUCAGGUCCUCUUCGUUAGCGCCGACGAGAACACGAUCGUCCCGUACGUGCUCGAGAGCCACGGCACCGAGUUAGCGCUGAAGCUGGCCUCGCGUGCCGGUCUCCCCGGCGCCGACAACCUCUACCAGCAGCGCUUCGAGCAGCUCUUUGCUAAUGGCAGCUACCAAGAAGCCGCCAAGGUUGCAGCCAAUUCGCCUCGCGGGUUCCUGCGGACGCCGCAGACCAUAGAACGGUUCAAGCGGCUCCCUCAGCAGCCCGGACAGAUGUCCUACAUCCUGCAGUACUUUGGCAUGCUUCUCGACAAGGGGUCGCUCAACCAGCACGAGACCAUUGAGCUCGCCCAACCGGUGCUGGCCCAGAACCGGAAGCAGCUGCUGCAAAAGUGGCUUGGCGAGAACAAGCUCGAGUGCUCUGAGCAACUCGGCGAUAUGGUUCGCCCCCACGACAUGACCUUGGCGCUGGCCAUCUACCUGAAGGCCAAUGUCCCUCACAAGGUUGUCGCCGCCUUCGCGGAAACCGGCCAGUUCGACAAGAUUCUCCCGUACUGUGCCCAAACCGACUACCAUCCCGACUUCGUCCAGCUCCUCCAGCACAUCGUCCGCGUCAACCCGGAGAAGGGCGCCGAGUUCGCUACGUCUCUGGCCAACCAUGAAGGAGGCUCCCUGGUCGACCUCGAGCGGGUGGUAGACAUCUUCCAGUCCCAGGGCAUGGUUCAGCAAGCUACCGCGUUCCUGCUUGAUGCCCUCAAGGACAACAAGCCUGAGCAUGGCCAUCUCCAAACCCGGCUGCUAGAGAUGAACUUGGUCAACGCGCCGCAGGUUGCCGAUGCCAUCCUCGGAAACGACAUGUUUUCCUACUUCGACAAGGCUCGCAUUGCAUCCCUUUGCGAGCAGGCGGGCCUGUUGCAGAAGGCUCUGGAUCUGUUCGAAGACCCUGCGGCCGUAAAGCGCGUCAUUGUUAACGUUGCCGGGGCGCCCAAUUUUAACCCCGACUGGCUUGUCGAGUACUUCGGCCGCCUCUCGGUUGAGCAGUCCAUCGAUUGCCUGGACGCCAUGAUGAAGCACAACAUCCGCCAAAACCUGCAGUCCGUGGUCCAGAUCGCCACGAAGUACGCCGAGCUCCUCGGCCCCCAGCGCCUGAUCGACCUGUUCGAGAAGUACAAGACUGCCGAAGGUCUCUACUACUUCCUGGGCAGCAUCGUCAACGUCAGCGAGGACCCCGAGGUCGUCUUCAAAUACAUCGAGGCCGCCACUAAGAUGGGCCAGAUUCGCGAAGUGGAGCGCAUCUGCCGCGACAACAAUGUCUACAACCCGGAGAAGGUCAAGAACUUCCUCAAGGAAGCCAAGCUGGCCGAGAUGCUGCCGCUGAUGGUUGUCUGCGACCGCUUCAACUUCGUGCAUGACUUGGUGCUCUACCUCUACCAGCACCAGCAGUUCAAGCCCAUCGAGAUCUACGUGCAGCAAGUCAAUCCAUCCAGGACACCCGGUGUCAUUGGUGGGUUGUUGGACGUCGACUGCGACGAGAGCAUCAUCAAGAACCUGCUCGCCACCGUCAACCCCGUGUCCAUCCCCAUUGACGAGCUGGUCCGUGAGGUCGAGACGCGGAACCGCCUCAAGCUGCUGCUUCCGUUCCUGGAGGCCACCCUGGCUGCCGGCAACCAACAACAGGCCGUGUACAAUGCGCUGGCAAAGAUCUACAUCGACUCCAACAACAACCCGGAGAAGUUCUUGAAGGAGAACGACCAGUAUGACACGCUCACGGUCGGCAAGUACUGCGAAAAGCGCGACCCCAACCUGGCCUACAUCGCCUACCGCAAGGGCCAGAACGACCUCGAGCUGGUCAACAUCACCAACGAGAACGCCAUGUACAAGGCGCAAGCACGCUAUCUCCUCGAGCGAGCAGACAGGGAGCUCUGGAUGUUCGUCCUUAGCGAGAACAACCUCCAUCGGCGUUCUGUGAUCGACCAGGUCAUCUCGACCGCCGUGCCGGAGUCGACGGAUCCUGCAAAGGUUUCCGAGGCCGUGUCGUGCUUCCUGAAUGCCGAUCUCCCGGCUGAGCUUAUCGAGCUCCUGGAGAAGAUUGUCCUGGAGCCGUCGCCUUUCAGCGACAACCAGAACCUCCAGAACCUGCUCAUGUUCACCGCCGCCAAGGCAGACAAGGCCCGUGUCAUGGACUACAUCCACCGGCUCGACAACUUCUCCGCGGAUGAGAUCGCCCACGUCUGUAUCGAGGUUGGCCUGCACGAGGAGGCGUUCGAGGUCUAUAAGAAGAUCGACAACAAGGAAGCGGCGGUCAACGUCCUGGUCGAGCACAUCGUCAGCAUCGAUCGUGCGCAAGCUUAUGCCGAGGAGGUCGACAUUCCGCAGGUCUGGAGCAAGGUGGCCAAGGCUCAGCUGGAUGGCCUCCGGGUCAGCGACUCGAUCGACUCAUACAUCAAGGCUGAGGAUCCCAAGAACUAUGAAGAGGUCAUCGAGAUCGCGGUCGCAGCAGGGAAGAAUGAAGAACUCAUCAAGUACCUUCGCAUGGCCCGCAAGACGCUCCGCGAGCCCACAAUCGACACUGCCCUCGCCUUCUGCUAUGCGCGCCUCGACCAGCUCGCUGAGCUCGCAGACUUCCUGCGGGCGACCAACGUUGCCAACGUUGAGGAGUCAGGAGACAAGGCUUAUGCUGAGGGUCUCUUCGAGGCGGCCAAGAUCUUCUACACCAGCAUUUCUAACUGGGCCAAGCUGGCUACCACCCACGUGCACCUCGCUGAUCACCAAGCCGCGGUCGACUGUGCGCGCAAGGCCAACAACAUCAAGGUCUGGAAGGAGGUGCACGAGGCAUGCGUUAGCAAGAAGGAGUUCCGUCUCGCCCAGAUCUGCGGCCUCAACCUCAUCGUCGAUGCCGAGCAACUCCAGGCGCUCGUCAAGCAGUACGAGCGCAAUGGCUACUUUGACGAGCUCAUCAACCUGCUCGAGCAGGGUCUCGGUCUCGAGCGCGCGCAUAUGGGCAUGUUCACCGAGCUUGGAAUCGCGCUCUCCAAGUAUCACCCCGAACGCCUGAUGGAGCAUCUCAAGCUCUUCUGGAGCAGGAUGAACCUGCCCAAGAUGAUCCGCGCGUGCGAGGAGGCAAACUUGUGGCCCGAGCUGAUCUUCUGCUACUACCACUACGACGAAUUCGACAAUGCUGCGCUCGCCGUCAUGGAGCGGCCCGAGAAUUCGUGGGAACACCAGCAGUUCAAGGAGAUCAUCGUCAAGGUGGCCAACCUCGAGAUCUACUACAAGGCCAUCAACUUCUACCUCGAGCAGCACCCGUCCCUGCUCACCGAUCUUCUGCAGGUCUUGACGCCGCGGAUCGAUGUCAACCGGGUGGUCCGCAUGUUCCAGAAGUCGGACAACUUGCCGCUCAUCAAGCCGUUCCUGCUCAACGUGCAGUCGCAAAACAAGCGCACUGUCAACGAUGCGAUCAACGACUUGCUCAUCGAGGAGGAGGACUACAAGACCCUCCGCGACUCGGUUGAGAACUACGACAACUACGAUGCCGUCGAUCUCGCCGGCCGCCUUGAGAAACACGACCUGGUGUUCUUCCGCCAGAUCGCUGCCAACAUCUACCGCAAGAACAAGCGGUGGGAGAAGUCGAUCAACUUGUCCAAGCAGGACAAACUGUGGAAGGAUGCCAUUGAGACCGCCGCCAUUUCCGGCAAGCCCGAAGUGGUAGAGGAGCUCCUCCGAUACUUCGUGGAUAUCGGCAACCGGGAAUGCUACGUCGGUAUGCUGUAUGCGUGCUACGAUCUGAUCCGGCCGGACCUCGUCUUGGAGCUGUCUUGGCGUAACGGCCUCACCGACUUCACCAUGCCCUACAUGAUCAACCUCCUCUGCCAGCAGACAAAGGAGCUGGCAGCGCUGAAGGCGGACAACGAGGCCCGCAAGGCCAAGGAGAAGGAGCAGGAGAAGGUCGAGGACAACACGCCCAUCCUCGGCGGCAAGCGGCUCAUGAUCACGGCGGGCCCGACCGGCGCCGCUCCGCCCCAGGCUCCCUACAUGCAAACCAAUGGAUUUGCGUCCCAGCCGACCGGUUACGGCUUCUAGAAGCUUGCCCCGGUGGUGUUCGAGUGUCCUUGCCUUUACGACCCUUGCCAGGGUCGCUGGUUUUAUCCUUUUCAGAUCCCUACGGAGCCGAGCAAACCUGUGAUGGUGGUGGAGCUGUGCCAGAUCUAACCUGAUUUCUGUCAG
This is a messenger RNA of Thermothielavioides terrestris NRRL 8126, 5346 nucleotides long. RefSeq lists its product as uncharacterized. Gene Ontology annotation, biological process: Golgi to endosome transport; intracellular protein transport; receptor-mediated endocytosis. Gene Ontology annotation, cellular component: clathrin coat of coated pit; clathrin coat of trans-Golgi network vesicle; clathrin complex. Gene Ontology annotation, molecular function: structural molecule activity; clathrin light chain binding. The record is from RefSeq and is a predicted model, not a curated record. Bases 157 to 5202 code for a protein of 1681 amino acids. The transcript has 4 exons. NCBI's taxonomy places the organism in Eukaryota, Fungi, Ascomycota, Sordariomycetes, Sordariales, Chaetomiaceae.